AUGGCCUCCUCACAACGUCGAAAGUCGGAUCUCAAAAUAGAUACUGCCAUCGUAACCGAACGUGAACGGAAACCCUACACAAUGACGGCGGUGGCUCGUGAUACGGAUCGUAUUGCGACGCAGAUCACGAAAGAGAAAGAAACGAAAGCAGUACCUGAACCAGUGAAGAAACCGUUCUGCCACAAGCCAGGUAUCUGUUGGGUAUGCGACCGAUACGGAUUUCAUUUCGAUCCUAAGGAUCCUCCUAGUAGUCUCGACCCGAAGAAGGUGGCAGAAAAACCGAAUACGUCUGCACCUCAAGCAACAUCGCAACCUUCCAAAACUGCUGCACCAAAAGUGAAGACAGAAGAGCCAACCAGGCCACCAUCACGACGAUUGUCGUCAAUUAAAACUCGACCCACAAGCAUGUACGUUGGUGGUACACCUGUGCAGGCACCCUUUCCUGGAUACGCCCCCAUGCACCAUGCCUGGCCAGUGUCGACUCCCACUACCGCCUAUCCCGGCGUCGCAUUUGCGCCCUACCCUUCAUACGUUGUGCCUAGCACUCCGAUAGGCUAUAUGCCCACGCAACAAAUCUAUUACGAACAACCUCCCGUAUUUGAAGAGCCUCCACAACCGCCUGCCACCCUGUCACGUCGCCUAAGUACGGCACCUCAAGAAAGACCACCAUUGAUCAAGAAACCAUCACGGACAAGCACACUUCAGGUUGUCGAGAGACCUAUCUCGCGCGAAAGACCACAAAUCGUAUCCAGAGACUCAAAACGGAGUGUAGAUAUGGACCGAAUGGCUAUGCCGCCGCCACCGAAACCGCAACCAUCCACAACCGUCACUACAACAAGACCACGGCCAGGCAGGUCGAACACGUAUCACUCCAAUGUGUCAGCUCAUCGGCGAUCGGUGCAGUAUGAAUAUAGCGAGUCGGAAGAUGAUGACGAGGAAGAAGAAGUGCAUCUCAUGGAUCCUGGGGCAAUGAUAACGUACAAGAAACCUCCCGCAUCUCCUCGGCGACCUCCCUCUGCAUACCGGCGACCGACCCUGGAAGGUAUGUCUGACAGACCUCAGCUUGCACCAAAGUCCAAGUCAUACCAUGAUGGUGGAAAGACUGUUUAUGUGGCGACCGCAACCCGGGAGGGACUUAUGCCACGUCGUCGCACCACUGAUUCUGCGCCAACCAUGUCAGCAGCUGAGCAAAAAGAAGUUGACGCAGAAGCCUACAUGCGCAAGCGGGGUAGUAUGCCACUGACCGACCUUACUGCUGAGAAUUUGAAGACUCUCAAGAAUGUGGUACCUCGUCACGUCAGCGACCAAAGUGCUCUUGGUCACACAAAGGGCACCAGUAUGAGUAUCAAUAUCAAUGGGCUCAACCUCAAUAUUACUGAUGAUGGUCAUGGAAAUACCGAAGCACCACCGGUGAAGCUCGAUCUAGGCGGUAUUCAAAUCAGCAUGAACAACCGUGACAAGGAGAAUAUCGAUCUGAGGCCCAAAACUGGCCAUCUUCAGCGUGCACCAAGCAUGUCAUCGCGAACACCGUCACGUCGUAGUUUGACUCAGGGUAGCGCCAGCCUUGUUUCUGCUGCAACAAGCGGUCAAAGGCGUGAGAAGGAGGAAUUGCUUGCUCUCGAAGCUGAAGAGCAAGGUCGCGAAUACGUUAGGCGAGAAAGCUACGUUGACGAUGAUGAAAGGCAAACUUUACGAACCCUGGGCAAGCAGAGUUCACGGCAGGCCAGUCGCAAUGGAAGUCUUGCGAGACAACCCGGUGAAGAGAUGUCUGCCAGACCGAAAAGCAAUCGAGCGAGUGUGGAUUACUCUCAACUACGGAGGGACGAUGGUAUUAUGUGA
Molecule: messenger RNA, 1839 nt
Organism: Lithohypha guttulata
Lineage: Eukaryota; Fungi; Ascomycota; Eurotiomycetes; Chaetothyriales; Trichomeriaceae
Exons: 2
Coding region: 1-1839 (612 amino acids)
Source: RefSeq, a predicted model, not a curated record